Penicillium macrosclerotiorum is the source of this 1911-nucleotide messenger RNA. RefSeq lists its product as uncharacterized. The record is from RefSeq and is a predicted model, not a curated record. The transcript has 2 exons. Gene Ontology annotation, biological process: fatty acid metabolic process. The coding region runs from base 1 to 1911 and encodes 636 amino acids. Gene Ontology annotation, molecular function: NAD+ binding; oxidoreductase activity, acting on the CH-OH group of donors, NAD or NADP as acceptor. NCBI's taxonomy places the organism in Eukaryota, Fungi, Ascomycota, Eurotiomycetes, Eurotiales, Aspergillaceae.
AUGUCCGUCAAGCCUCGAACCGACCGUCCCGUAACCAUCAUUGGUGGUGGUGUGCUGGGUCGUCGUAUAGCCUGCGUCUUCGUGGCAGCUGGUUACAAUGUGCACAUUCGAGAUCCAUCCCCAGAAGCACUUCAAAGCUCUUUGGACUACAUCGAUGCCCACAAGGAGGAGUUUUCAUUGAUGCCUCGUAUCAGCAAGGAGAAGCAGUCCAUUGAUGGGGCCAAGGGGACCGAGACCGAGACCUCCAUUAGGAAAGUUGACCUUGAGGCAUACACGCAAGCUCCUUUCGGAAACUACAAAACCUUCACCGAGAUCGAGCCCGCAGUUUCGAAUUCAUGGCUGGUUGUCGAGGCAGUGCCAGAGAUACUAGAUCUCAAGACGGAGACAUUUGCCGAACUUGACGCGCACGCACCGACGGACUGCAUCUUCGGCUCAAAUAGCUCCUCUUUCAAGUCGAGCUUGAUUGUUUCCAAAGUUUCGUCUGAGAGAAAAAAGCGAAUUCUCAACACCCAUUUUACUAUGCCACCAACCAUCCGAACUGUUGAGUUGAUGACAUGCGGAGAGACCGACCCGGGGGUCAUAAAUUAUCUGGAAGAUGUGCUGGGAGAGUGUGGCUUGCUCCCUGUGGCUGCGCGGCGUGAGUCAACGGGAUUCAUCUUCAAUCGCCUCUGGGCAGCAAUCAAACGUGAGAUCCUAAACAUCCUCUCUGACGGCGUGAGCGAUCCCAGCGAGAUCGACCUUCUUUGGGAACACAUGUUUAAGAAUGGCCCACUACCAUGUCAGCUUAUGGAUCAAGUUGGCUUGGACACAGUUGCCUAUAUCGAGGAAAACUACGUGAAGGAGCGUGGGUUGGAUCCCAGAAAUACCGUCGACUGGCUGCGAGAACACUAUCUCAACCAAGGAAGACUCGGAAAGAAAAGCGAGAAGGGCGGCUUAUAUCCCCCUAUCGUCCGAUCUGCAACAGCUGAAGCACAGCCAGCCAACCCCCAUAGCACUGCAAAGGACAUUUACUUGCUUGACGUGGGCCUCGGGGGUAACGCUCGUGAUGUCUCACAGGUGCACUCAAACGGCAAAAUCUUGCUCCUGAAUCUCGCGACACAAAAGUUGACACCUAUCGUGGUUGGACAGAAUCUCCCAGAUGGUGUCGAUGUCUCAUUGGAGACCCAGCGUAUAUUCUGGACAAACAUGGGUCGCAGCACAGCAUCCCGUGAUGGGUCUGUCUGGUCUGCCAAUAUGGAUGGUAGCCAGAUAAGAUGCCUUAUUCCACAAGGCAAAACCCACACUCCAAAGCAAAUCUCAGUCAUCGACUCGCGAAAGCAGGUGUUCUUCUGCGACCGCGAAGGCACAAGUGUGCACCGAGUCAACUUCGACGGCAGCAACCAUGAAAUAUUAGUGCAACGACGUCCAACACCUGAUAUGAUUUUGACUGAUCAAAUGCGUCUUUGGUGUGUAGGCAUCGCGAUUGAUGAUGAGCAUGGUGUAAUGUACUGGACGCAGAAGGGACCUAGCAAAGGUGGACGGGGCCGGAUUUUCUGCGCUGGUCUUGAUAUUCCGUCUGGUGAGACCGCUGAGAAUCGGUCGGACAUCCGGUGUCUAUUCGAUGAUCUGCCAGAGCCGAUUGAUAUAGAGAUCGAUAGCACAACCCAAACGCUGUACUGGACUGACCGUGGAGAGCAUCCGAUGGGUUGCGCUUUGUAUCGUGCAUAUGUGGGAGGGGAGAGUAUUGACAUGCACAAGGUUAUUCUGGCACGUCACUUUCAUGAGCCGAUUGGGCUAAAGCUGGAUCGGACCAACAACAUCGUCUACGUGGCUGAUCUCGGCGGUAGCUUAUAUUCGGUUGGGCUGGACGAUGGCAUGAAAGUUGAGUUGGUCAGAAAUGAUGGGUGCUAUACCGGCAUUACCUUGGUUUGA